CGCGUGCUCUGGGUUACGGGCCCUCCUGGAGCUGGCAAGACGAUGCUUAUGCGUGCCACGGCUCAAGGACUUUUAGAGGAGGCAAAAACAAUGUCCAGCAUUGAUAAAUUCAAUCUGGCGUAUUUAUUUUGUGACGGCCGUCACCAGCCGCAUGGUUAUGUGACGCAGGCUAUCAAGAGUCUAAUUUGGCAAAUACUUAAGUCGCAGCCGUCUCUCGUGGAGCAUAUGGAGGAAAAGUUUCGUUCCACCGGCCGAGACACGUUCAACGAUUUAAGUGACUUUUACGCAAUGUCUACCGUGCUUUAUGAGAUGAUUGAUGAUAGCCACAGAGACGGCACAAAGUUUGGCUUGACGUACGUCAUCGUUGAUGCCAUUGAUGAA
Molecule: messenger RNA, 381 nt
Organism: Trichoderma asperellum CBS 433.97
Lineage: Eukaryota; Fungi; Ascomycota; Sordariomycetes; Hypocreales; Hypocreaceae
Source: RefSeq, a predicted model, not a curated record